GCCUGUUGAUCUUGGCUGAUAUGUACCAAGUUCCUCGUCUCAAAGAGCUCGCUACACAUGCUAUGCACCAGAAUCUCACAAUUACUACUGCAAGGCUUAUUUAUGAGACUGCUGCUUUGACUUACCAAAUUUCACUUCAGGUCCGAGCAUUACGGGUAAUGCUGAGUUCAAGAAAAGUACUUCAUGAAGCGGUCAAUCAGCCGGGUGGUUUGACAGGACUUGAUACAGCAGAGUCUAGUUUUCUACCUUCACCUUCAAAUGGGUCCAUGUCUCCUGGAUUCUCAUCACUUGUUAGUCGACCUUCACAUGAUGAUACCUAUUUCUCCAGAUCGUUUAGUAUGGAUUCUUCAUCGGACGAAACGGCGCCCAUUUCACCAUCAGCUUCUAGUCCUACUUCAACUCCAUUCUUUGGUAUCCGACGAGCAAUGCAGCCUGUCAUGAUUCCAGCACGGUCCAUGUCUACAGAUCCUUCCGAUUUUGGCCCUAUGUCUUAUUUGUACUCACCUCGGCGGAUGGCCAAAUCCGCCUCAAGGUCAAAUACCCAGCCUUCAAGUCCCACAAUGAGACCAGUUCCAGCCACUUUGCGAUAAACCAAAAACAAAAAGUGUUCAAAAAAGCAUCCUCCUUAACUUACCCUUCCAUUCAUUUCUUCUUGUGUAUAACUUUAUCUCUGUCUUAUAUAUUUACUGUGUCUAAAAAAAUAUUCAUUAAUUUAGUAACAAAAACAACAACAACAAAAAUACUCCUCUUUAUACUUGC
Messenger RNA from Phycomyces blakesleeanus NRRL 1555(-), 759 nucleotides. RefSeq lists its product as hypothetical. The record is from RefSeq and is a predicted model, not a curated record. Lineage: Eukaryota; Fungi; Mucoromycota; Mucoromycetes; Mucorales; Phycomycetaceae. The coding region runs from base 21 to 590 and encodes 189 amino acids. The transcript has a single exon.